AUGACUCAGCAAAUGUGUGGCUGCCAUCCAGCCAAACGUGUCAUCAGUGAGACCCGUCCAGUCAAGCGUGGCAGCAGUGAGACCUGUCCAGUCAGGCGUGGCAGCAGUGAGACCUGUCCAGUCAAGCGUGGCAGCAGUGAGACCUGUCCAGUCAGGCGUGGCAGCAGUGAGACCUGUCCAGUCAAGCGUGGCAGCAGUGAGACCUGUCCAGUCAGGCGUGGCAGCAGUGAGACCUGUCCAGUCAGGCGUGGCAGCAGUGAGACCUGUCCAGUCAAGCGUGGCAGCAGUGAGACCUGUCCAGUCAGGCGUGGCAGCAGUGAGACCUGUCCGGUCAGGCGUGGCAGCAGUGAGACCUGUCCAGUCAAGCGUGGCAGCAGUGAGACCUGUCCAGUCAAUCGUGGCAGCAGUGAGACCUGUCCAGUCAAACGUGGCAGCAGUGAGACCUGUCCAGCCAAGCGUGGCAGCAGUGAGACCUGUCCAGUCAAACGUGGCAGCAGUGAGACCUGUCCAGUCAAGCGUGGCAGCAGUGCGACCCGUCCAGCCAAGCGUGGCAGCAGUGAGACCUGUCCAGCCAAGCGUGCCAACAGUGAGACCCGUCCAGCCAAGCGUGGCAGCAGUGAGAUCUGUCCAGCCAAGCGUGCCAACAGUGAGACCUGUCCAGUCAAGCGUGGCAGCAGUGAGACCCGUCCAGCCAAGCGUGGCAGCAGUGAGACCUGUCCAGCCAAGCGUGCCAACAGUGAGACCCGUCCAGCCAAGCGUGGCAGCAGUGAGAUCUGUCCAGUCAAGCGUGGCAGCAGUGAGACCCGUCCAGCCAAGCGUGGCAGCAGUGAGAUCUGUCCAGUCAAGCGUGGCAGCAGUGAGACCCGUCCAGCCAAGCGUGGCAGCAGUGAGAUCUGUCCAGUCAAGCGUGUCAGCAGUGAGACCAAUGCUGCUCCCAUUAAAGAAGUAGUUUAA
Messenger RNA from Oncorhynchus keta (chum salmon), 954 nucleotides. RefSeq names its product salivary glue protein Sgs-3-like. Bases 1 to 954 code for a protein of 317 amino acids. NCBI's taxonomy places the organism in Eukaryota, Metazoa, Chordata, Actinopteri, Salmoniformes, Salmonidae. The transcript has a single exon. The record is from RefSeq and is a predicted model, not a curated record.